Messenger RNA from Strongyloides ratti, 483 nucleotides. Its product is annotated as 60S ribosomal protein L24. The transcript is spliced from 2 exons. Gene Ontology annotation, cellular component: cytosolic large ribosomal subunit. Bases 1 to 483 code for a protein of 160 amino acids. Gene Ontology annotation, molecular function: structural constituent of ribosome; mRNA binding. Lineage: Eukaryota; Metazoa; Nematoda; Chromadorea; Rhabditida; Strongyloididae. The record is from RefSeq and is a predicted model, not a curated record. Gene Ontology annotation, biological process: cytoplasmic translation.
AUGAAAAUAGAAACUUGUGUAUUUUCUGGAUUAAAAAUCUAUCCAGGACACGGAAAACGUGCUGUCCGUGCUGAUGGAAAAGUUAAUAUCUUUCUUAAUAAAAAAUCUGUAAGAUUUUCUGGACAAAAACGUAAUCCACGUGAUGUUCGUUGGACUGUUCUUUACAGAAGAAAGCACAAGAAAGGAACUCAUGCUGAAGAAGGAGCUCAAAAGAAACGUGUUAAACGUACCGUACAAGUUGCUUCCCGUGCUAUCGGUAGUACAUCUCUUGAUGCAAUUCUUGCUUUAAGAAAUCAAACUGCUGAAUUCAGACGUGCUCAAAGAGAACAAGCUAUUAAACAAGCUAAAGAGCAAAAUCGUAAAAAAGUUAACAAGAAUGCUCCACCACCAAAAAUGGAUAAAAAAGCUGUCGCUGCUUCUCAAAAAGUCAAAGCACCAAAACAAGCUAAAGCUCCAAAACCACAAGUUGGAGGAAAACGUUAA